UCUCUCUCUUCACUUAUACCCCACACUCACCGGAAAAUAGACUCUCCCAGAAUAUCUUCACAGGAACGCCAUUUCAAUUGUAGAUAAGAGCUUGUAGUACAAAAACAAAGUUAACCCCCCCCCCCUUUUCAAACCCACCCCUAUCGCCCAAAAAAGGGGACCAAAAGACAAAAAAAGAAGAGUAAAGUUCAAAGCUUUAUAGGGGUCUUUAGAGUUGCUUGUUAGGUCCUUAUCUAUGCAUGAAAUUUGUAUUGAUAGUAUACAUAUUUAUAUUCUUUUAGAUAUAUUUUCGCCACUAUAAGUUUCUUUUUUAGCUCCUCUUGUUGCUUCCUUUGAAGGUUCUUGCUUUUAUUUUUGGGGGGUUGUUUUAAUGUGCACACUAUCCAAAGACUGCUAGUUUCUUGAUUUUAGUUUAAAAAUCAAGUCUUUCUUUUUUCAUUUUCAAGAAAAGGGGCUAUCUUUUUAUAUGAUUCUUGAGUUUCUUUUGUAUUUUUAGAUCUUUUGGGUGUUUGAAGUUUUGGAGGCAUAUUUUGGUUUUAAAUUCUUGGACUUGUUGGUGGACUUAUUAGGAAGUUAAAGGAAGAAGCUUUGCUUAUGAGGGUUCAAGUGUUUGCUAGGAUCAAAUAUUCAUAUUGUAACGUGAGAAGAUAGUAUUGACUUUUUGAGUGAUGGGGGUUAUUUGCAAGUAAUUUGUAGGAUCAAAGGGUUGAGUUGAGGAUGAGGCAUUCAGGGAUAAUCUGAUUGAGAAUUUUGCAACCAUGAGUUGCAGUGAGAAGAGUAGAGAAAGAGAAGAGGAAGAAAAUCCUGUUGGUAGUGUACAGAAACACGUUGAAGGCGUAUCGCGAAAUGGAUCAUCAGUAGUACCCUCAAAUCAAUUAUCUAUUGAUGAGAGAGUGUUGGUGGAUCCAAAACAACUCUUUAUUGGAACCAAAAUUGGUGAGGGAGCUCAUGGAAAAGUUUAUGAAGGAAGGUAUGGUGAUCAAAUUGUUGCGAUAAAAGUUCUAAAUGGCGGUAAAACUUCGGAAGAAAGAGCUUCACUUGGAAGCCGUUUUGUUCGGGAAGUUGUUAUGAUGUCAAGAGUAAAACAUGAGAAUCUUGUAAAAUUUAUUGGAGCUUGCAAGGAUCCUUUGAUGGUUAUAGUGACAGAGCUUCUGCCUGGAAUGUCCCUUCGGAAGUACUUAGUCAGCAUUCGUCCAGAAGUGCUUGAUCUUCAUGUCGCCUUAAAUUAUGCGCUUGACAUUGCUCGGGCCAUGGAAUGUUUACAUGCCAAUGGCAUUAUACAUAGAGAUCUAAAACCUGACAAUUUGUUGCUCACGGCCAAUCAGAAGUCUGUGAAGCUUGCAGAUUUUGGGCUAGCUAGGGAAGAGACCCUCACUGAGAUGAUGACGGCAGAAACUGGGACGUACCGGUGGAUGGCACCUGAGUUGUACAGCACUGUCACAUUGCGUCAGGGUGAGAAGAAGCAUUACAAUAACAAGGUUGAUGUUUAUAGUUUUGGUAUUGUCUUGUGGGAAUUACUGACGAACCGCAUGCCAUUCGAAGGAAUGUCGAAUUUGCAAGCUGCUUAUGCUGCUGCUUUCAAGGUACGGAGGAUUUUUCUGUCUUCAUACUGUUGUUCCUGGGCAUAUUUAUUGCAGUACAAUGAGGUAUGCUAUUUGUUAUUUUUGAUUAUGACUGUAAAAGAGCCAACCCUUUGGAUUAACUUCAUUAAGAAAUCCCACGCGUCGAUUGGCUUGCUCGAGGAUUGGAAAACCUUGAUCUACGAUUCAGUUUUAGCGUGUGAAAAAAGAAUGUAGAAAAUAUAACCCCCC
Molecule: messenger RNA, 1811 nt
Organism: Nicotiana tabacum (common tobacco)
Lineage: Eukaryota; Viridiplantae; Streptophyta; Magnoliopsida; Solanales; Solanaceae
Source: RefSeq, a predicted model, not a curated record